CUCAAUUAAGUAAUUUUGCGCAGUUGAUUAUACGAACUAGUAACCGUAAUACUUACGCAUUCAGAUUGCAUAGUUUUUUUUAGUCAUUUGAAAGCUUGAUUUACAUAUUUAAUAACUGGAUAGUAUUAUUAUUACACCGUUAUCUUAAGCUGAUAAGACUUUUGACUUCAUAUUAUUAUUUGCUAGCAUCACACGCACGGAUUUUCAGAGUUACAACAAUGAGUUCAAAAACGCGUGUAAUAGUAGACUUAGAUGCUGGAUCAGAUGAUGCACACGCCCUGUGUAUUUUACUACACGCAGAAAAAAUUGGUAAAAUAAUUAUAGAAGCAAUAUGUUGUUCCAUGGGAAAUUCAUCUGUAGACCAUAUCUGUAAGAAUGUUGUCAGAAUUCUUGAGACUGUUAAACGAACAGACAUACCAAUUUAUAAAGGUUGUUCUGGACCUAUACUUCCAAUGGAAAGUCCGAUACCCAAGUUUUACGGGGAUGAUGGUUUCGGAGAUUUAAUUUAUGAUGAGGAACCAGAUCUAAGUAUUAUUAAAAAAACACCAUCAGCCAUAGCAAUGUCUGAAAUAGGUGAAAAGUAUCCUGGAGAAGUAACCCUUGUUUGUUUAGGACCUCUUACCAAUGUAGCACUUGCUUUGAGAUUGUUUGACAAUUUCAAAAAAAAUAUAAAGGAAAUUCAUCUAAUGGGUGGAAAUUAUACAGCUGUAGGAAAUAUUACAUGCACUGCAGAAUACAACUUUUACAUUGACCCUGAGGCUGCUUAUGCCGUCCUUGAAAGCGUAAUAUGUCCAGUUUAUAUGUGCACUUGGGAGUCAUGUUUAAAAACCAAUAUUUCACUUAACUGGCGGUGGAAUAAACUAGGUAAAGUGCAACAUCCAAUUGUCAAACUUAUUACUAAUGUUGAAAAGAGUAUUUAUUCCAAAGAGUCCAAGACUUCCAAGUGGCUGCCAUGUGAUGCCUUUUUAGCAGCAGCUUUAAUUUAUCCAGAAAAACUAAUAAAGAAGAAAAGUCAGCAUCGUGCUUCAGUAGAGUUACAUGGAUCACAAACAAGAGCACAGAUUGUUUUAGAUCACUUAAAAAUUAAAGAGCCUAAUGUUACGGUUAUUGAAAAAGUUGACUCAGACUUUUUCAAAGAUCUUAUCUUAGAAGUUUAUGAAUCAUUCAAUAAAACCUAAGAGUCGUCUAAAAUCCAAA
Agrilus planipennis (emerald ash borer) is the source of this 1197-nucleotide messenger RNA. Its product is annotated as pyrimidine-specific ribonucleoside hydrolase RihA. The coding region runs from base 219 to 1178 and encodes 319 amino acids. The transcript has 4 exons. Gene Ontology annotation, molecular function: hydrolase activity, hydrolyzing N-glycosyl compounds. The record is from RefSeq and is a predicted model, not a curated record. Lineage: Eukaryota; Metazoa; Arthropoda; Insecta; Coleoptera; Buprestidae.